GACAAUAACGAUGGGGGCUCGAGCGACUGAAACAACUCGGGAACUGGAAAGCACCUCUAUAAAGUAUCAAAUAGGAGGACAUGCAGAGAAAAUGUGGCAACGGCUCAAAGGAAUAUUAAGAUGCUUAGUAAAGCAGCUGGAGAAGGGUGACAUUAAUGUGGUGGAUUUAAAAAAGAACAUUGAAUAUGCAGCAUCUGUACUGGAGGCAGUUUAUAUUGAUGAAACCAGGAAGCUUUUGGACACUGAGGAUGAGCUCUCUGACAUCCAGUCGGAUUCGGUGCCGCUGGAAGUGCGGGACUGGUUAGCUUCCACAUUCACAAGGGAAAUGGGAAUAGUGAAGAGGAGACCUGAAGAAAAGCCCAAAUUCCGAAGCAUUGUGCAUGCUGUACAGGCUGGGAUUUUUGUAGAAAGGAUGUACCGAAGAACUUCUAGCAUGGUUGGUUUGGCUUAUCCAGCAGAAGUGAUAGUAACUUUUAAGGUGAUUUCCCAAUGGUCUUUUGACGUAUUUGCCCUAAAUGAAGCAAGUGGAGAGCACAGUCUGAAAUUUAUGAUGUAUGAGCUGUUUACCCGAUAUGACCUAUUGAGCCGUUUCAAGAUCCCUGUUCCCAAUCUUAUUUCAUUUGCUGAAGCUCUUGAAGUUGGUUACAGUAAAUACAAAAAUCCCUAUCACAAUUUGAUCCAUGCAGCUGACGUUACUCAGACUGUGCAUUACAUAAUGAUUCACACUGGUAUCAUGCACUGGCUCACAGAACUGGAAAUUUUAGCAAUGAUCUUUGCAGCUGCCGUCCAUGAUUAUGAACAUACUGGGACCACAAACAAUUUCCAUAUUCAGACAAGGUCAGAUGUUGCAAUAUUGUACAAUGACCGUUCUGUUCUUGAAAAUCAUCACGUAAGUGCUGCCUAUAGACUCAUGCAAGAAGAAGAGAUGAACAUCCUGGCAAAUUUAACCAAAGAUGACUGGAGGGAGUUGCGUAGCUUGGUCAUUGAGAUGGUCUUGUCUACAGAUAUGUCGGGUCAUUUUCAACAAAUUAAAACAAUGAGACAUACUCUACAGCAGACAGAGGGGGUAGACAAAGCCAAAGCCAUGUCUUUGAUUCUACAUGCAGCAGACAUAAGCCAUCCAGCAAAAUCCUGGGAACUGCACUACCGGUGGACCAUGGCCCUAAUGGAAGAAUUUUUUCGACAGGGAGACAAAGAGGCUGCUUUAGGUCUUCAAUUUUCUCCACUCUGUGACCGCAACUCUACUUUGGUAGCUCAAUCCCAAAUAGGUUUCAUUGAUUUCAUAGUAGAACCAACAUUUUCUCUUCUCACGGACUCAAUGGAGAAAAUUGUUAUGCCUCUUAUAGAGGAAGCAUCAAAAUCUGAAAGUCCUGCAUUUGGGACACCCAGCCAAAAUAGUUUGGUACCAGUAAGCUAUGCUGAAGCACAAAGACGACCCAGUUUUAAAAGUACAAGUGAUGGAGGGGCUCACACAGAAAAUUCUUUAGCAACUGUAGACCUAACGAGCUUUAAGGACAACUUGAUGAAGAUCAUUCAAGCAAACAAAGAAAGAUGGAAAGAAUUAGCAGUAGAAGAAGAACUUGUGAAAAAUGUUGGUGAACAGGAAAAAGACCAAGGCAGAAAUUCCACAGAUGCACAGUUACAGGAAGAGACAACAAGGAUACAAAAUGAGAGUAGUCAGGGAAGCGAUGUUACAGCCUGUCCUCCCAGAUCCAUCGUCCUACAAGUAGUCUCUUUCGACACUCCUCUGAGUGAUGAAUCCAACUCAGAAAAAUGCACUAACUCUGAUCCGAACCAGAAAGAUCUCACCGAUGCCCAGCAAGAAACACAGAAUACAGACCCACUGAAUGGUGAGCCUAAACACUGUAAGAAGUCAGAAGAUAUAGUAAAAGCCACUGAGCAGAAAGAAGCACUGAUACAGAACUAGAUUUGCUAUUUCUUAAAAGCUUCUGAUGUUUCAGGCAGGACAGGAGAAAAUAAGAACUCUAGCUGUUCCUACCCCAUGCUCUCAGAGGCUGUAAUCUGUCAACUUGUUCUUGGAUCAUUCUGUUUCUGUGGAGAGUGGACAAAACAAUUAAAAGUGUAAAACGUAAAACCCUGAGUUGGAAACACAAGGCACUUAACAACUCACAAGAUUUCAGUUAUAUUCGUUGUUGCUAUUUCCUCUUCUAUUCUGCUUUCUUAAACUAGCCAAAAUAAUUUUUUCAGCCAAAGUUGGACCUCGCUUUAUAGCAUCACCGACACCAGACAUUUCCAGUUAACCAUGAGACAUGUGAAACCAUGACAUUUAUCAUCUGCCCGAAAUUGCUGUUUUGUGUCACUGCUGCUGGCUUCCAAUGGAAAUGAAAAGUCAAAAUGAAAUGUUGUUAUAGAUACUUGUUCAUGCAACUAUGCUGCAUGCAACAUAAAAGUCUUACUUGUUAGCUUCCUUAAAAUAUCUGGAAAUAAAUAUGUAGACCAUACAGGGAAGUUGUAGGGUUACACUGACCAGCCUGCGUGGAUGAUGAUUCUUCCCCACUGUGGUGGCUGCCAUACGGAGAGAACUGGUAUUUAACAAAUCAGUAUUCAAAAUACCUCUUUAAAAAUAGCUAAAUAGCAUCCAGUAUUAAAUAUUAAAACAUUCUCAGUCCUAUAGUGUUUUGGAAGACAUCAGCAAUGGUGUCAGCCCUACUAUGAAGCUGAUGAUUACUUUUUUGUAGGGUGGAAGAGACAGUGACAGGAAUACAUGAAAAUUGCUUCACUUCACCAAAAUAUUGUGUUGCCUCUCAGACAGAACUGGAAGGUGACAAUGAGGCCUUAUAUCACGGUUUGUCUCAAAUGCAAAGGUGACAACAUGGAUCCUGUAAAAUCCUUGCUAGCAUUUGUUUCAUUAAAAGAAAACAACAGAGCAUCUUUCUCUGAGAGGCAGUGAAAAUGGAGCACACAAGCAGCCACCUCUGCAAGAAGCCUCAGAAUGAGUCCUCCAGCCCAAAUUGUACCCAGAAAAAGACCCCAUUUUCAUCUCUGCUUCCGUCGAGAUGCACAUGACUCCUCCAGACUUGCCUAGGUGUCCCAUGCAGCUGCAGCCAACCUCAUUUCCCUCUGCUGGAACCUUCAAGGAAAAUUCCAUGCUCCCCUUUGCAUUGUAGUCACUCGGGUGGCUCGGGUUGCUGCACUCCCCGUUCUCCUUUUUGGACCCUGUGGUUAUUACCUCACUGACCAAAAAGUCUUUAUAAUCAGCUGUGGUCUUUUCUGACUUGUGGGGCCAGUGGCAAUCCCCUCUAUGCAGAGGCCGAUGGAUGGUUAAGACCUAUGUGCUGCUUCAGGGAUCUAACCAGAGCUCAACAGGCACCAAGCUCAACCUCAACAAGAGCACACUUUGUCCGGAUUGAAGGAGUCAUAAACCAGUCACCCUAGACGGAGGGACCCUUACACAUCCAUACCUGUUGACUGUCUCUUUUCUGACAGCGGAGCAUUUGAAAUUGAGCUGGGAACAGUAAGUGCUCCGAGCCCUGGGAUUAAGGGCAUGCCAGAAGGUGGAAUUCCUGUCAUUGAAUAUGUAAGCCAUACACAGACUAUGCAUAAGUAGUGUGCAUAGUUUUAACUUAAGAAAUGUUUGUGCAUAUAGGAUGUAAAAAGUGCAUCUAAGUUGUUUUGUGUAUCUGGUCCACGGCUUGUAUUUAGCAUGGACAAAUUUCUGUACAGUGCAGUUAACGAAUGAAAUGUUAACGGAUGAAAUUGUAUCAUAUAUGUUAUAACGCAACUGAUAUUUUUUGCUAAGAGUUAAGAAUUUAUAUAUUCUCUGCUGGUGUUUGAGCAAAUCAUUAGUAGCCUAGAUCACUCUGUGCAUCUUUGCAUCCUUUUUGGGAAUGUUGAACUUUUUUUUUUUUUCUUUAUAAUAAAAUGUAAAUCAUUUUAUGGCUUCUUAAUGUCAUUAUGACAAGAGAAGAAACACUACGGUUAUCAGACUUUAUUUUUUAUUUGUAAAUUGCCAUAUGCUGUGCAAAUGGAAAAUCUUCUUGUUUAGCAUCUGAGAACUUGGGACCUUAUUUCAGAUAUGUUGAGCAUCUGCAGUUCCCACCAAA
This is a messenger RNA of Athene cunicularia (burrowing owl), 4064 nucleotides long. RefSeq names its product phosphodiesterase 1A (gene PDE1A). The transcript is spliced from 16 exons. Gene Ontology annotation, molecular function: 3',5'-cyclic-nucleotide phosphodiesterase activity. Bases 11 to 1927 code for a protein of 638 amino acids. NCBI's taxonomy places the organism in Eukaryota, Metazoa, Chordata, Aves, Strigiformes, Strigidae. The record is from RefSeq and is a predicted model, not a curated record. Gene Ontology annotation, biological process: signal transduction.